Messenger RNA from Paecilomyces variotii, 920 nucleotides. RefSeq lists its product as hypothetical. NCBI's taxonomy places the organism in Eukaryota, Fungi, Ascomycota, Eurotiomycetes, Eurotiales, Thermoascaceae. The coding region runs from base 210 to 707 and encodes 165 amino acids. The transcript has 2 exons. The record is from RefSeq and is a predicted model, not a curated record.
CUCAAUUGAAGCCGUGGCUCUUCAUCAUCUUGGCUUUAGCUCGUCUGGGGCUUGCCACAUAGCUGACCCGGAUGAGUGGUAAUACGGAAGUUUCGAUGUCUGCAUCCCAGUUACAGUUAGCGACCCCAAGAAAAACUACAAUAAGUGCGUGAUAAUUCGAUUUCCUCUGCCGUAUCGGGUGGGCGACGCGCACUAUCCUGGAAACUCCGAUGAGAAAUUGCGUUGCGAAGUUGGGACAUAUGCGUGGCUUCAGGGUAAUUGCCCAUCCAUCCCAAUUGGCUUUAUUUUCAACCGGUGAAACGGUACUUUACUGUUCUCGGGAACCUGCCUUUCCCUAUGCGCCUUUUUCAAUCAUUCCGUCGUCAUAUAUCAGCGUGGCUUCGAUUACAGACGCCAUCUCGAUACAUCCGCCAUCAGUGCAGAGAUCAAUGUUCGAGAAACAAGGCAUUGGUUACAUGCUGAUUGAGUACAUUGAUAGACCGCAGGGUCGGAUGCUUUCAGAAACGUGGGAUGAAAAGAGGGAUGCAAACCUGGAGACGAAUCUCUUUCGAGGCCUCUCACGUGUGAUUCUAGGGAUCGCCAGUAUACCACUCCCUCGGAUUGUAUCUUUUACUAUUGACCCAAGGGGCUUUCUCUCCCUGUCUAACAGGCCACUCAGACUUGACGUUCAGCAACUUGAAAACGAGCACAUUCCCGUUGAUUCUUGACCCUGAAUGGGCAUGUUCUCGUCUACUGGAAAUGAUACGCCCUCCCUAUUGACUGACAAGCAAAGCUGUCGAUGGGAUUGAUUCUGAUGAAUUUGAGAAGAUGCAUACGGAAUUCGUGAAAUACUUCAAGGAGGAAGAACAGAAAGUGCUCGUCAAGACGAAAUGCCGACAUUACUCACUGAACUCCUAGAACGCGGAUAGAAGACGGGAACA